Molecule: messenger RNA, 1951 nt
Organism: Zingiber officinale
Lineage: Eukaryota; Viridiplantae; Streptophyta; Magnoliopsida; Zingiberales; Zingiberaceae
Product: putative glycerol-3-phosphate transporter 5
Exons: 2
Coding region: 90-1529 (479 amino acids)
Biological process (GO): phosphate ion homeostasis; transmembrane transport
Cellular component (GO): membrane
Molecular function (GO): transmembrane transporter activity
Source: RefSeq, a predicted model, not a curated record
AUUUGCUACUCUCACUCCCUGCUUCGCACGCGGUGUCACAUGCCCGAACCACGUAACCCGAUCUGAUUCGGGUCGGGUUACGUUCCGCCAUGGACGCGGCGAGCCACGGCGCCAUUGACCGGCGCCAGCCGCUCCUCGUCCAUCAGAUCUCCGUCCUCCUCCUCACCUUCUCCGCCUACGCCGCCUUCCACGCCUCCCGCAAGCCGCCCAGCAUCGUCAAGAGCGUCCUCGGCUCCGAGACGCCCUCCGCCGGCGCUGGUGGCGGAGGAUGGCCGCCCUUCGACGGCCCCAGCGGCACCCGCCGCCUCGGCGAGCUCGAUCUCGCCUUCCUUUCCUCCUACUCCGCCGGAAUGUACCUCGCGGGCCACGUCGCCGAUCGCGUCGACCUCCGCCGCUUCCUCGCCUUCGGGAUGCUCGCCAGCGGCGUUUCCACGGCUGCGUUCGGCGCCGCCUACUGGUGGGGCGUCCACAGCCUGGGGUUCUUCCUCGCUGUCCAAGUCUCCAGCGGGAUCGUCCAGUCCAUCGGCUGGCCCUGCGUCAUCGCCGUCGUCGGCAACUGGUUUGGGAACUCGCCUCGGCGUGGGCUCAUCAUGGGUGUCUGGAACUCCAACACUUCCGUUGGAAACAUCUUGGGAUCGAUCAUCGCCUCCUCGGUGGUCGAAUUCGGGUGGGGUUGGUCCUUCCUUUUGCCGGGGCUCCUCGUCGCCGCCGUGGGUGUCUUAGUUUGGGUGUUCUUGGUCUCCGAUCCAAGAGAUUUAGGGUUCGAAACCACCUCCAAGGAGGUCGAGAUGAAUGAACCCGGCGUUGAAACGACGGAAAGCUCGGACCUUGGAAACGGGGAGGAGAGCGGUCUUCUUGGUUCUGAGCAAACAGACGAAGUGGAUUCGACGACGACGGCAAUUGGAUUCUUAGAGGCGUGGAGAUUGCCUGGCGUGGCGCCGUUUGCAUUCUGCCUCUUCUUCUCCAAGCUUGUCGCAUACACCUUCCUCUAUUGGUUGCCAUUCUACAUCCGCAAUACUGAUGUUGCUGGCAAGCAUGCAUCACAUAAAACUGCAGGAAUCCUUUCAACAAUAUUCGAUGUUGGAGGCGUACUCGGCGGAGUAUCAGCCGGAUUUAUGUCGGAUCGGUUGAAUGCUCGUGCCAGCACUUGUAUCUUUUUCCUUUUUUUCUCCAUCCCGACACUGAUCGCAUACAGAUCAUACGGGAGCAUGUCGAUGCAACUCAACAUCAGCUUAAUGUUUCUGUCUGGAUACUUUGUCAAUGGCCCCUACUCACUGAUAACAACUGCAGUAUCAGCCGAGUUGGGCACGCAGGAAAUGAUCCAAGGUAACUCGAGAGCAUUGGCUACUGUCACGGCGAUUAUCGAUGCUACCGGCUCCGUCGGGGCAGCUUUGGGGCCUUUGCUUACAGGGUAUAUUUCAACAAGAGGCUGGAACAAUGUCUUCCUGAUGCUGAUCUGCUCAACUGCUUUUGCCAUGACCUUUUUGAUACGCCUUGCAAAAGCUGAAGUUAGCAGCAAGAUGAGCUAAAGAACGUCGAGUGGGACUUCUGACUUCGAUAGGUCAAUUAUAGUGAAGUAGGCUAAAGAAAUACAGAGUUCUCCAAUUCUUUGGGCUGAAGAACAAUAUCAAAUUACAAAUAGAAAGAAAAGUACGACUGAAUCAACGGCGCCGUCCAUGUGGUACUCGUGCGCGUUGUCUAAAUAGAUCAAUUCACUCUCUCACUAUGAACCCACGUAACAAUUUCCAAAAAUAUUUUCUUUUAUUUAUCUCUUUUUAUUCUUGUUUUAGUUUAGAUUGUUCUACCGUGCGGAAUACAAAUACAAUGAAUCAUAGCUUCUGUCCUUUUCAAGCUACAAGUAGCCUUCACGUUUCUGCAGAUUGUAUGUAAUUCACCAAUGGCUGGCGCCUGACAGAGUUCAAUGAAUUAUGAAGCCUUCUUUAUCCUCUUU